This is a messenger RNA of Tachysurus vachellii, 336 nucleotides long. RefSeq names its product protein PET117 homolog, mitochondrial (gene pet117). The record is from RefSeq and is a predicted model, not a curated record. NCBI's taxonomy places the organism in Eukaryota, Metazoa, Chordata, Actinopteri, Siluriformes, Bagridae. The transcript is spliced from 2 exons. Bases 94 to 336 code for a protein of 80 amino acids. Gene Ontology annotation, cellular component: mitochondrion. Gene Ontology annotation, biological process: mitochondrial respiratory chain complex IV assembly.
AGGGAUUUGGGAUUCGACCUUUGAUCAUAGCCGUAUCAAAGCGAGCCUAGAGUGCUAACCAGCUGCUUUCUUGUCCCGCAAUGUCCUUUAGCGAUGUCUACAGCCUCUAAAAUCGUUCUCGGGUUAUCCGUGGUACUGACUGUAGGCACCGUGGCUGGAGUGCACCUUAAGCAGAAUUGGGACAGACAGAGGCUUCGAGAGGGAGUUCUGCGAGACCUGGAGCGUGUGGAGAGGAAGCGCGAGAACCAGCGCGCCCUCGAGGAGCAGAUCCGCCUCACCAGGGAGCUCGUGACACACAGAGAGCAGCAGGAAGCUGAAAGCACUCAACGUUCGUGA